CUGGAGCGCAGAUGGAGUUCUGGAGCGCAGAUGGAGUUCUGGAGCGCAUGAUGCAGCCAUCUGCAGCAAUGAUUUCAGUUCUUCUGGAGGGCAUAACCGCUGCGUUCUGUGCUCUCACCCGUUCCACUGCCGCCUGUUCCACUGCCGCCCCUUCACACUGCCGCCCCUUCCACUGCCGCCAUUCCACUGCCGCCCAUUCCACUGCCGCCCAUUCCACUGCCGCCCAUUCCACUGCCGCCCAUUCCACUGCCGCCUCUUCCAUGCCUGCGUGCCACACCAGUGGCCAGUGGCCAUGCCUCCAUCCGCUCACUGCUUGCGCCUAACUUUCCGCCAGCCAGUGCCUGCUUCUGCUGCGCCAAGCUUCUGAACGAAUCAACUCGCCCCUCUUCUCAACGUGCCCCUCUUCUCAACGCGCCCCUCUUCUCAAUGCACCCCUCUUCUCAGCACUCGACACGCCUCGUGCUUGCAUUGCUUGCAUUGUCUCCCUCCAUCCUGCCCUCUUCACAUACUCGUCUCAACCCGACGGGUGGUCAUCGACUCCGCUCCGCCUGCAGCCGCUCUGCCUGCAGCCGCUCCGCCUGCAACUGCUCCCUCCCAACUGCACUCGUGAUACGACUCGUUCCUACCAUUACUGCCUCUUGCCUGCUUGCCUCCCGGCCUUCCUGUUCUCUUCCACGCAGCAACUCCGUGCAUCUAGCCAAGCAACCACCGUGUCUGCAACCACCGUGCCUGCUACCUGCAAUUACCUAGAAGCCCUCUCCACAUGCCCUCAGUUGCACUCGCAACCAUCAGCCGAUCUGCGCACUGCUGCCCUGCGCACUGCGCACUGCUGCCCUGCGCAUUGCGCACUGCUGCCCUGCGCACUGCACACUGCUGCCCUGCGCACUGCGCACUCGCAACUCCAUCCUCGUGUUUUCCACCUCUGCCUUCUCCCUCUCACUCUCUCUCUCUCUCUCUCUCUCUCUCCUCUCUCUCUCUCUCUCUCUCUCUCUCUCUCUCUCUCUCUCUCUCUCUCCCUUCUCUUCUUUCCAUGUCAAUUCCGGCUCCCUGCUUUCGUCCCUUCGUCUUUCGCUCGGUCAUUUUCUGGUCAUGUUCUUUCACUUUGCUCGGGCUUGCAUUUCGCUCCAACUCUGUCUCCGACGCUCUAUUCAGUCGUUGGGUGUUGUCUGGGUUCCUUCCAAGUCAUGCUUUUCUUCGUCGGUGAUUUGCUUCUUGCUUCUUUCUGCCUUUGCUUCUUGCUUCUUCCUAUCUUCCCAUCUCGUCUUGGAUUCUACUUCUCCACCUUCCUUCCUACACAUUACAAUAGCUGCCACGUGUAAGCAGCUCUGGAAUAUGUACCCUUUGCCAGAUGGCUUGCUUUCAAAACUAUGUGUUGCAAGAAGUACUUACAACGUGUGCUGGAGGGCCGGAGGGUUGCUAGGAGUGCUGCAGGGUUGCAGUCAGCGCUGGAUGGUUCCAGUGAGUGCUGGCGGGUUGCUUGAAGCGCUACAGGGUUGUGACGCUGCAGGGUUGCUAGGGU
Closterium sp. NIES-67 is the source of this 1519-nucleotide messenger RNA. Lineage: Eukaryota; Viridiplantae; Streptophyta; Zygnematophyceae; Desmidiales; Closteriaceae. The record is from the annotation of a GenBank genome assembly.